GAUAACAAACUUGAUUCAUAAAAUAAGAAGUGUGCAGUACACAAGCUAACUUCGUGUAGCUUCGUUUUACUUUGUUCUAAAAAUAAUAAAAAUUGUGAUUAAAUAAUGUCUUGUGGUAGUACAAUAAUUAAAAGAAAAUUAUUUAUUGCCAAUUUUGUGUUCGCAUUUGCCGGUCUAUAUCUUAUUAAGGAAGGGUCGUUAAUGGUGAGCAACAUUCAUAAAUACGAAGGCGCGAUACCUGAUGCUGUGGAUGAGUUCGGAUUCAUCCCAGUAUUAUCCAUACUCCUGGGUUUACUUAUGUUUUUGAUUUCCCUUUUGAGCUAUUGCUUGCCGUAUUCAUCUAGCCAUUGCAUGUUAAAAUCGGUAAUACUAGUCGUGCAAAUAGUAAUUUUGAAUUUUAACGGUUAGUUUCCAGUAUGUUUAUAUUAUGUUGAUAGUUCUUCUACUUCAAAUAACCCUAGGGACAUAUACCUUUAUACAAAUUGAAGAUAAAGAUGAUCUUAAACAAAAAAUUAAUGGUGGUCUCAAAACAUUAUAUGACGAAGCUGAAAAGGGUAAUAAAACGGCCGAAGGAAUUGUUAAUUUAAUAGAAGAAGAAUUUGAUUGUAAAGGAUAUAGUUCUAAAUUUAGUGAAAUUGGAAGCCUUCUUGAAGUAACAAAAAAAUGUGAUGAAAAGUGGUAUGACUUGAUAAAGGAUUCACUGAAAGUUACGUGUAUUGUUUUGUUAUUCUUGGUUGCUGUGGGGAUUAUCGUUAUUGUAUUUUCUUUGUGCCUGAUUAGUAUACUAAGAAGCGAAGCAAAAAGAAAACAAGAUGCGACCAAAAAUAAAAAAAAAUAUUUAUUAUCUAGCAAGUAAUUUAUUUAAAAAUUUAUUAAAAUAUUUGUAAAUGUAUUAAUUAAUUAAUAUAUUAAUUAAUUAAUUAAAUUAAAUUUAAGAAGAAGUAAGUUAGUGUAGUUGAAUAUAAAAGGUAAUUAUUGGCAUAAAUUACUGUUAAUUUGCUGUUUCAGUUUGAUUGUAAAGGGUAAUACGGUGAACUACUCUAGCUCAUCACAUUAUAUGUAUGUAUAUAUUUAAUAAGAAUGUUUAUGAGUGUAAGACUCAUCAUUCUUUGUUAUGAGCUCCAUCAGAAUCUGAAGUUCAAUUAGUUAUUAGUCAAUAUUAUAAUUUUUGGUAAACAUCUGAUUGACAUGAUAAAAUAAAUAAUUUUUAUCUUUUCAUUUAUCAUCAAUUAAAUUCAUCUCAUCUAGUUAUAAGUAUUAUGCUUUAUCAACAUUUCUCUAAUAAUAAUAAAAAUUUAUGUGGAAUAAUGUCAUGUAGUAGAAUAGUUAAAACCAUUUUAUUUAUUGUCAAUUUUGUUUUCGGAGUAAGUACCAAACACGUUUAUAUUACAAGCCACAAUACAAACAUUCAAAUAAUAUAGAGUAUUUUCGGACUAUAAGAAAAAUGGACGUCUUAUGGUUCGAAGGGAACAUUUCUAAAAAUAAUUUGAUAAGUUUGAGUUUGCCGGUCUAAUGCUAAUUAAGAAAGGGUCAUCAAUGGAUACCAUGAAUUAUAAAUACGAAGGUGACAUACCUGAUGUAGCUGAUGAAUUCGGAUCCACUCCAACACUCACCGUAUGUCUGGGUGUAAUUAUUUUUUUAAUUUCCCUUUUGGGCUGUUACGGAACGUACUCAUCCAACUCUUGCAUGUUAAAUUGGUAUGCUCUUGUCCUGUUCCUACUACUUCUACUUCAAAUAGCCUUAGGGAUUUACAUGCUUAUAAAAAUUAAAGAUAAAGAUGAUUUUAAACAACAAAUUAAUAGUGGUUUGAAAGCAUUGUAUGGAGAAGCAGACAAAGGUAUUGAAAAUGCCAAAAGAGUUGUUAAUUUAAUUGAAGGAAAUUUUGAUUGUAAAGGAUAUAGUACUAAUUUUAAGGAAAUUGGAAGACCUCCUGGAAUAACAAAAAAUUGUGAUGAAAUGUUUUAUAAUUGGUUAAAUAAUUCAGUGAAUAUUAUUGGUAUUGUUUUGUUAUCCUUGGUUGCUAUAGAGGUUCUUGGAACUGUAUUUUCUCUGUACCUGGUUAGUACACUACAGUACACCACUCACGGUCCAACUAUACAGUACGACAAUCUUGAGCAAGACAGGAAUAGUCCGAUUGAAGAAACAUGCUUAGCUGUUUUAGUACAUUAUGUCUUAAGCUUAUUAUAAACCCCAUUGAUUAUAAUAAAACUUCUUCCACCCUUUCUCAAAAGUAAAACAUACAUGUUUUUAUACCGUCAACCGUGUGUAAACUAAAAAUUAGCCUUUCCUAACAAAUAAUAAUA
This is a messenger RNA of Aethina tumida (small hive beetle), 2303 nucleotides long. Its product is annotated as tetraspanin-9. The record is from RefSeq and is a predicted model, not a curated record. The transcript is spliced from 8 exons. Gene Ontology annotation, cellular component: membrane. NCBI's taxonomy places the organism in Eukaryota, Metazoa, Arthropoda, Insecta, Coleoptera, Nitidulidae. The coding region runs from base 1513 to 2187 and encodes 224 amino acids.